AUGCAGUUCUCUCUCGCCGCCCUUCUCUCACUGGCUGUCGCCGUCAGCGCCGCUCCCCACGCUCGCGCUGCAGAAGCCGCCACCUGUGGCAGCAACGACUACUCUGCCAGCCAAGUCUCUGCCGCUGCUGACGCUGCUUGUCAAUAUUACCAGGACGGCACAACUGCCGGUAGCUCUAGCUAUCCCCACCGUUACAACAACUAUGAGGGCUUUGAGUUCAAGGGCUUGAGCGGUCCAUUCCAGGAGUUCCCCAUCAAGACAAGCGGAGUCUAUACUGGCGGCUCCCCCGGUGCUGACCGUGUCGUAAUCACUGAGGAUUGCCAGUUUGCUGGUGCCAUCACACACACCGGCGCCAGCGGCAACAACUUUGUUGCUUGCGAUGGUACUUCCUAA
Messenger RNA from Clonostachys rhizophaga, 393 nucleotides. The record is from the annotation of a GenBank genome assembly. NCBI's taxonomy places the organism in Eukaryota, Fungi, Ascomycota, Sordariomycetes, Hypocreales, Bionectriaceae.